Molecule: messenger RNA, 2735 nt
Organism: Spea bombifrons (plains spadefoot toad)
Lineage: Eukaryota; Metazoa; Chordata; Amphibia; Anura; Pelobatidae
Gene: TXLNA
Product: taxilin alpha
Exons: 9
Coding region: 315-1418 (367 amino acids)
Molecular function (GO): syntaxin binding
Source: RefSeq, a predicted model, not a curated record
AGGGCGCUCCCAGUCUUCCACUUGCUGCGAGUGAUGUUUCUGAAGAGCUUAGUAGGCAACUGGAGGACAUACUAAGCACGUAUUGCGUUGAUGAUGGGCAGGAAGGGGCGGCAGACCCGGAGGAAACAGACAGGGUCCCCCCUGAGCCUGCUAGAAAUGGUGAUGCCCAGUUGGUAGUACCAGAAGCUAAUGGGGUAAAGGAGGAACUGCAGGGUGCAGAGGAUAACAGGACUGUGGAAGACCCUGACAAAGAUCAUAAGCGUGUUCAAGACAAGAAGAAAGCUAAGGGGCUUGGAAAAGAAAUUACAUUAUUAAUGCAGACUUUAAAUACGCUUAGCACCCCUGAGGAAAAACUGGCUGCCCUGUGCAAGAAAUAUGCCGAGCUGCUGGAGGAGCACAGGACAUCCCAGAAACAGAUGAGGAUUCUGCAGAAAAAGCAGACACAGCUCAUCCAAGAGGAGGACCAGCUCCGAAAUGAACAUAGUAAAGCUAUCUUAGCCCGCAGUAAGCUGGAGAGUCUGUGCAGAGAGCUUCAAAGGCAUAAUCGCACCUUAAAGGAAGAGGGUGUGCAACGAGCCAGGGAGGAGGAGGAGAAACGUAAAGAGGUCACUUCACACUUCCAGGUGACUCUCAAUGAUAUCCAAACACAGAUGGAACAACACAAUGAGCGCAAUGCUAAAUUACGUCAAGAGAAUGUGGAGUUGGCUGAUAGGUUGAAGAAACUGAUUGAGCAGUAUGAGCUCAGGGAGGAGCGUAUUGAUAAGGUGUUCAAACACAAGGACCUGCAGCAGCAGCUUGUGGAUGCCAAGCUCCAGCAGGCUCAGGAAAUGCUGAAGGAGGUUGAGGAGCGACAUCAGAGAGAAAAAGACUUUCUCUUGAAAGAAGCCGUGGAAUCGCAACGUAUGUGUGAGCUCAUGAAACAGCAGGAGACCCACCUUAAGCAGCAGUUGGCAUUAUACACAGAAAAAUUUGAGGAGUUUCAGAACACCUUAUCUAAAAGCAAUGAGGUCUUCACAACCUUCAAACAGGAGAUGGAAAAGAUGACAAAGAAAAUAAAGAAGCUUGAAAAAGAAACUUCUAUGUAUCGCUCCAGGUGGGAGAGCAGCAAUAAAGCUUUGCUUGUGAUGGCUGAGGAGAAAACUGUUCGUGACAAGGAGCAGGAAGCCUUACAAGCAAAAAUCCAGAAAUUAGAAAAACUCUGUCGAGCUUUACAAACCGAGAGAAAUGACCUUAACAAGAAGGUGCAGGGCCUGAGUGGGCCUCCGGCUUCUUCUGAGGUCGCUGUGGGGGAGACCAGCAGUUGCACGCUGCCGCUUUCUGUGGACAGUGUAGGACUGAGCAGCAAUGGCACCUGCAGAAAUAAUGAUCUCCAUCCUCCAACACCUUCUGCUACUCUUGCCACAUCUGGGGCUGAAUGAUGCAGAAAAUAUUUCUAUCUAAUGUCUCAUCUCUUCUUUUAUAUUGUGGCUUAUAUUUUGUACCCACCUUUACACACUGAAAUUCCUGCUUUACACAUUAACAUAUCACAGGGUCAUACAGACAAGAGUCGGCAAAAGCCACAGGAAAGGAACGUGACCUGUCAUGGUAGCACCUAAUAACGUUAAAGUAGAAAUUGCUUGUGAUAGGUAACAGCUAUGUUACUGCUGUGUGAGGGAGUUAGUUACGUUAGGCUCGCUAAACAAGGACACUGCUUUAUUAUUAUUAUUCUUAUGUUACGGAAAAUAACACUGGCUGUGAUAGCACAGCCUCCCUAUGAAGAGUCUGAACCCUGCAGGCCAUGCAACAUUUCACAAAGCCUGCAGCUUACUUAUUUACUAUGGUAUGCCUGUGGAAUAAACAUUUAAAAAAAACUGAAAUUAAAAGAUCACCAUAAAAAACUAUUCUCACUUUAAAAUUCUGUGCUUUCAUAUAAGUAUAUGAGUUGCUGCAUUUAUUUUAGCUACUACUUUACUCAUCUAUUGUUAAGAUGGUUGCACAAUUCAGAAUGGUUAAUCAGAACCUAGUAUUUAAAAAAUGUCACAGUGGAAGUUUUUCUUAUUAGUACAAAAUCCUGGCUUUCUUUCGCAGGUGCUAACUACGUUCCUGGGUGCUGGUUUUUGUGUCAGCCAGUUAUUCAAUUUUAGAUUAACGGUUCAGUUUCAGUUUGCAAAGCAGGUCAUAACUUGCACAUUCUGGUCUUCUGGGGUUUUUUUUGGCUAAACCAGCACUCGAGAUUUUAUCUUUAUCUAGAAUUGUUUAUGAAGUGAAUGAACUUAUUUUGUUUAACAUGCCAUUACUGUCAGGGAAAAUCAUGAAGGCUUUCUGGAUGGAAGUCUCUGCUGUAGGUGUGUUUUCACUUGAAAAUGUUAUGAAUGGUUACCAAGCUUGUUGUUCCCGUUAUUAUCCUAAAUACCACAUCUAAAUCUAUGCUGCUAUCAGCGCGUUCAUACACUAUUGCAGAUCUAUUUCUGUACAUGUGUAGUACAGUGCUAAUCAAAUCAAAUUUUCACCUAUUACAUUUUAUACUGGUUCAUCCUCCUGCAAUCGGGGCUGAUCUGACCCUGCAUAAAGCAUAGUUAAAUCAGUGAGUUUUCCUGAAUGGCAAUUUAUAUUCAACUGGGUCGUGCAGGGCCACGCUUGUCAGAUGAUCACACUGGUUUUGGACCAAUAAUAAUGCUCAGAGGAUGUGGUGAACGAAAUUGUUAAAAUUAGCCUACAAACUCAUAGUUUACCGAAUAAAACUCAAUGUUCUCGUA